Magallana angulata is the source of this 1819-nucleotide messenger RNA. RefSeq names its product tripartite motif-containing protein 45-like. Gene Ontology annotation, molecular function: zinc ion binding; ubiquitin-protein transferase activity. The coding region runs from base 91 to 1002 and encodes 303 amino acids. Gene Ontology annotation, cellular component: chromatin; nucleoplasm. The transcript is spliced from 2 exons. Lineage: Eukaryota; Metazoa; Mollusca; Bivalvia; Ostreida; Ostreidae. The record is from RefSeq and is a predicted model, not a curated record. Gene Ontology annotation, biological process: positive regulation of DNA-templated transcription.
CAAAACCGAAAGUAAAGUCCAUUUUAGACACGAAAAGAUACCUGGCGCACCUUAGUGAAGUAAAAGAUUGGUUGUGAACAGAAGAUAAUCAUGGCCACAUAUGAACAAAGGUCUUCGGCACAGGAUGUUAUUAGUUGUAACGUCUGUAAAAAUCCUACUCAGCAGUUCUGUAAUAGCUGUCAAGUCAAUCUCUGUGUGAAAUGCGUACCAAAACACGUGGAUGAUAAACAGUCCAUGUCACACGACAUAGUUCAUUUUAGAAAUAGAAAGGUGCAGCUGGUUUUUACCGAGUGCGAGUUUCAUGAAGGUCAAAGAUGUGAGGCCCAAUGUCAACAGUGUAACAUUCCAAUCUGCAUCAAGUGUUGUAUUGGUCCUCAUAAAAAUCACGAUGCUGUAGAUAUAGCUGAACUUGUUGAAAGAAAAAAACAAGAAAUUCAAAAAGAUACCGACGAAAUUGAGGAGCAAAUCCUCACCGAUUGUAAGAAAACAGUUGCCGAACUACCGGACAAAUUAAAACAAAUUACAGCAGAAAUUACUAAAUCAGAACAAGAGAUGGAGUUACUAAGAAAAGUCUGGCACCAAGAAGUUGAUGUUAUUUUCGACAAAAUGGCCUCUAUGUUUGCAGCUUCGAAGAACAAACAUUCAAAAACCCUUAAAACACAAGAGAUCAAAAUGAAAACUUCUAUUCAGAGUAUGACUCAAACAUUACAGAGAAACAAAGCAAUUUUGACAAGUAACAAUGCAUCGGAUUUUACUGAUUAUAAAUCGGAGUUAAAUAGUUAUAGAGGUAUUAAUAAGGUUAUCGAUUCCACUAAGCCUAUUCUGAAAAUAAACAUACUCAGAAAUAACAUGAGCAUUGAAGUAGAAAACACCAAGGCCUCAUUAACUUUAACAUCAUCGGACAGAUCUCAAUAUUAUUCCUCUGGCAUCAGUCUUCCACCAGAGCUUAGAAAAUAUAGCGUAUUACAUAUCGAAAGACGCCCGAUACAUAAGCCCCCUUAACAAAGCAAUAUUCGUGUCCGAAAAUGGAUAGUUGCCAGGAUUUUCAGUUAAAUAUUCAUAUAUUUGUGUUUUGAAAUAGUUUAAACGCAUUUAUUUUAUUGUAUCAACUAUUAUUUUAAACACCCAGAAAAUAACUAUUUCUAUCAACAAAUUAAAAAAAACUUAGUGAAACAAAAUUCAUGGUGCAGUUGAACGCCUGAUUGCACAAUUAUAUAUAAUUAUAUAGUCUACGAUUUUGUGUACAUGUAUUACCGUAUGAUAAUAAACAAUUAAUUUUAUGAGUUAAAAAAAUGUUUAUUAUGUAUCAUAACCCUAACGACUUUAGUUUGAUCCCACAAGGGACAUAAUUCAAAUUACAUUUAGUAGAGUACAAACUCAUCAUGUACAGGGAGUUUCCUAUGUUAUUAUCACGUAGCUGAUAACUGGUUCAGUUAAUCGAAAAACUUGUAACUUGUGUGGACGCAUUCUAAGGUUGUGUAAAUUCUAAUUUGUUCAAAUCAUGAUCCCCUGGGGAUAGGUUGGGCCACGUUUGGGUUAAAUUUUUACAUUGGAAUCAAUACAGACUAAUGUUUAGAAAUCUUCUUCUCAAAAGCUAAUGGGACAGAAAAGCUAUAACUUGUUUUAUGAUAUAAUAUGACAUUUUACUGGAUAAAUAAAUGUACAACAAAUAUUUUAAUCGUAUUAUAAAAUGCAGUAAUAAAUUGUUUUUAAAUUAGGGAUGAAAAAAAAUGUCAAUGUACACAAUAUAAAAAAUCAUAUUGAAUCCAAAAAUUGUAGAAAAGAAUUGUCUAGACAGAAUUGGGAUACGAUGCUUCAU